UAAUCCUGCUCACUAGCCGAAACAAAAAUGAAGAAAAUUUCUCUCUACAUUAUGCUACUUUGUUGUACAUAAAAAGAUACAAUACAGAUAAAUGACAAUGGAGAUACAAGUAGUUGUGCUACGUCCCAAACCGGGAUCCUUACAUCAUCACCACGAGUUCCGGCCCAGGCUUUAUGACAUCCUACUCAUAGACACCCCAUUACCAACUGAUAAAACAAAGACUUUGAAGCAGCUGCCAACUCUGAAAGUGCCAUCAAACCAAGAGCCAUCCUCAGCAAUACUCAGCCAUGUGUACCAGAUCACAGGCGGGUCUAAUGGAGGUGUGAAAGGUCAAAGGGUGCUAUAUGUUCCUCCUCCCACAAUGAACUCGAGGGGGUCAGUGACAAUCACAGAGUCCACAGUUCUACAGUCACAGUAUGGACUUUACUUUAUGCCCGUGGAUUCAAAAUAUAAAUUAAACUCCAUAAUUGGCAAUACCUCCCCCACCCCUGCAGGAUUCUAUGCCCUUGACUUUGUACUAGACUCCUGCAAUACAAGCAACUAUGCCCAGGUCAGCAAGCUAAUGUUACAGAGACUGGAGAGCUGGUUAAAAGACAAGUUGUCAUCACCACAUUGUUUCAAUGUAAUGUUCGCCACAUCAGCUCAAGACAGAUUGAAACGCACAGUAAACAACCCAGCAUUUGAACCUGUCGAGAUGCCUUAUGGUGCCCACCACCCCAAAUAUGGGAAAGAUGCAUUUAUUAAAAUGCGAGCAGUAGAAAAGUGUGAUAUUGUUAUACAGAACCAAGCUUUCAGAGAUAGAAUGCGCUCGAGGCCACAGAAUGAGCGAAGGGUUCCCCCUGCGAUACCUUCUACAAGUCAUGACGUCACACAAAUGCCAAAAUCCCACAACAGCUUCAGAAGCAAUUCAAGCUGGAAAGAAGAAUUCCCCCUCCACUACUGUUCUUACAUGGGAGAUACCAAGGGAGUGAGGGAUAUCCUUGCUAGUGGAAUAUCAGCCUCACAGAAAGAUAGGGAUACCUGGGCCCCUAUACAUUACGCUGCUUGGCAGGGCCACUUAGAUGUGAUAAAAGUUCUCUUAGUAGAGGGACAUUGCUCUCCAAACAUCACCAACUCUAAUUUAUCAACCCCUCUACACUUUGCCAGCAUCAAUGGUCGACCGUAUGUAGUAGAACUACUUCUCAACCAUCAAGAUAUAGAUAUAAAUGCACGUGAUGUAGAGAAUAAAACAGCCCUGAUGGCAUGUGAGAAUGUUGAGCGAAGUGAGCACAAAGCAUGUUCCAAGCUGCUCCGACAAUCAGAGCGUGAGCAUAGGAGUCGACCUGCUCCAAAAAUAGAAAUCCGUCUGCUUGACAAUACAGUACGACAGCUCCACCUAGUGUCAGGUCACAACACUACAGUGUUACAACUACAUGAGCAAAUGCUUCAAGUUCUUGAAAUACCAGACAGCUGCAAACAUAUGUUUGCGUUAUGGCUUUGUUCAAAAAAUUUACAUUUACAACUAAAAAUGGAGCAUAAACCAAUGGAGCAUAUUAAAGACUGGCGGGAAAAAGUUGUACGAGUUUUCUCAGAUUUCAAUCCUGCGGAGGAGGAACCUGUACUCUAUUGGAGACGUGAUGCAACUCUGAGCAUCGUGGAGGAACGUAAGGUGAAAAAUAAGACUGCCCUACAUCUGCUUUACUAUGAGGCCUACCACAAUUAUAUUGAAUCCCUCUAUCCCUGUGCCGACCAGGAUGCCAUCAUAUUAGGUGCCAUAUUAAUGCAGAUACGAUUUGGUGAUUUCGAUAGUAAGAAGGCCAAAGAAAUUGAUAAGAUUCUCCCUGAUCUGAUACCUGUGGGAAAACGAAAAAGUCGAAGCGUGAACUAUUCUGCUAGAAUCACAUCACAAUACAAAGACUUCAGUGCCUAUAUGAUGAGGAAGAAGCGAACUACAGAGGUCCUUCAGCAUAAGUUUCUGACCCUAUGCUGGAACCUUACUGUGUAUGGAUCAGCAUAUUUCCAUGGUCAUGUCAAGAUGAAGGAACGUAAGAGCCUCGUCCCUGUACAUAUUGCUGUCAAUGAUCUGGGUAUUCAUGUUAUACACACUGAGAAAAAGUAUAUGCUGAAUAGUUUUUCCUACAAGGACAUGGAGUGGUCUGGUAAGACAGAAGACCACACAUUGGUCUUACAGUUGAAGCAACAGCCCAAGGGAGGUAUGCUCCUCAGGACAAAACAGAGUGGUCUAAUUUCACACCUGAUGUCAAAGCUGUCACAGUUAAAUCCCUCGUCCAACCCAUAGUCAGCCUGAUAUGGCUACCAUCGGGUUAAGAACUGAAUGCUUAGCUUAUAGCCAAGUACUGCAUGUAAUAUGCACCACCAAGCCAAUGUCUUUCAACUAUGACACAAUGAACACAUGAUAUUUUUUACACUCAGUCAGGAUCAGCAUAUUCAACAUCUUGUAACAUAGCAGACUUGGAAGUGACAAUUAGUUACUUCUCCCAAUGAAUAUGCAUUGGAUUUAACAAUUAUAUCAAGCACUGGACAUGACAGAUGUUGCUUGUGUUGAAUUGGAUACAGUUGCUCUCAAGUGUUGGGUAUGAUAAUUGCUCCAAGCACUAGAUAUGAGAAUUACUCCAAGCAUCACAUUGGAUAGGAUUGCUCCAAACAAUCAUUGGAUAUGACAAUUACUCCAAGCAUUGGAUAUGACAAUUGCCCCAAGCAAUUAGUCACAAGACAAAUAGUGACAUACAUUGGAUAGAACAGUUGUUCCAAGCAAUUGAUAUGACAAUUACUACAAGCAUUUUUAUAUGACAUUUGCCUAAAGCAUUGGAUAUAGCAAGCAACUGCACCAUGUAUUGGAUAUGACAAUUACUCCAAGUAUUGGAUGUGACACCAGUGCCAGUUUUCUAGGCCUAUAUGACUGUAAGUCAAAAGUUUUAGAUUUUAAAUGUUGGAGUUCAAGAUGACUAAAUCCAUUGGAAUCCAUGUAAUUCUUGUUUAUUUUCGAUUUCGCUUUCAGUCAAAUAAGAAUGACACCAUGGAAUUUCCUUCAAAUAGGAUUUUGUCAAGUUCAAGCCAACAAUUUUGUUUCGAUAUGCACGGCAAGUAAUCCAGAAUAUUUUUCUGCAAUGUGUUGUGCCCCCAUGAUCGGCCAACACAAGUAUGCUGCAUCACCCUGGGCUGUCUGCCUGUUAUAUGUAAUACCAUAAGUUCAGCAUGAUGUGUAGUCUAGCUACAAGCCCCUUUG
Owenia fusiformis is the source of this 3226-nucleotide messenger RNA. Lineage: Eukaryota; Metazoa; Annelida; Polychaeta; Sabellida; Oweniidae. The record is from the annotation of a GenBank genome assembly.